Molecule: messenger RNA, 3418 nt
Organism: Acanthopagrus latus (yellowfin seabream)
Lineage: Eukaryota; Metazoa; Chordata; Actinopteri; Spariformes; Sparidae
Gene: glra2
Product: glycine receptor, alpha 2
Exons: 9
Coding region: 654-2021 (455 amino acids)
Biological process (GO): nervous system process; regulation of membrane potential; chemical synaptic transmission
Cellular component (GO): neuron projection; synapse; plasma membrane
Molecular function (GO): transmitter-gated monoatomic ion channel activity; transmembrane signaling receptor activity; glycine binding
Source: RefSeq, a predicted model, not a curated record
UCAUGUGAUGACAAAAAAAAACCCCAAACCCUGUAACAUUUCAAACUGGCACCUUUCGUUAUGUAAGGCGCGCCGAAGACAAUGUUUGAUUGUGUUUCUCGUGAUUACCUCCCUCGUUUAUUGAAAACCAACUCACGUUCGCCACUUUUAAGCCUUGCGCUUGCGCGUAACGGAGCCGGGAGCUGUCCAAGUGCUGAAAUAAGAGAAGGCGUUCCACUCCCAUUCCUCAACAGAGGGAUGGUCCUCCACCUGAAGAGACAGAUUUCACUUCACCAGUAACCACACAGGCCAGCGCGCGGGGGGGGGGGUGUUCGUCUCCUGUGAGAUCUGAGCGCAGCGGACGAGCGGAGAGCUCCCAGCCGACGCGUAUUUGGAGUUCUUUUUUCUUUUUUUAACCAUCUCGGCGCGUCCGUCCACACCACAGCACUGAUGUUGCCUCGCACCUCCGCGCCGACGAAUCUGCUUUUGGGAGUCAGAGUUUCGUGAAACUAAACUAUGAUCCGUGGCCGCGUUGAGGAAUGUCUCCUGUAUUUUUGUGUGCCACAAGAGCAGCCAAACGCCCACGACUUACUGGUCAGGAAGAAAGCGGCGCCCCGAUUUGGAUUAUGUGUUUGACCAAUGUAAACAUAUGGGAGAAAUAGAAAAGUGAGCACAUGGGAAACCCACCAGGAAUGAAUCGCUCCUUUAUUAAGGUUCUGGCAGCUUUAUUCACGUAUUUCAUGGAGACAAACAACUUCAGAGUUGUGGAUGCCAAGGAGCACGAUUCCAGAUCAUCCUCCAACCUGUCUCCAUCAGACUUUCUGGACUCCCUCAUGGGUCGCACGUCCGGGUAUGACGCACGCAUUCGACCAAAUUUUAAAGGUCCUCCCGUAAACGUUACAUGCAAUAUUUUUAUCAACAGUUUCGGCUCUGUCACAGAGACAACCAUGGAUUACAGAGUGAAUAUCUUCCUGCGGCAGAAGUGGAAUGACCCUCGGCUGGCUUACAGUAAAUACCCAGAUUCCUCCCUCGACCUGGACCCGUCCAUGUUGGACUCCAUAUGGAAGCCUGACCUCUUCUUCGCCAACGAGAAAGGAGCCAACUUCCAUGAUGUCACGACAGACAACAAGCUGCUGCGGAUCUUCAAGGAUGGGACUGUCCUCUACAGCAUCAGGUUGACUCUCAUUCUGUCGUGCCCGAUGGAUCUGAAGAACUUUCCGAUGGACGUCCAAACUUGUACGAUGCAGCUGGAAAGUUUUGGCUACACCAUGAAUGACUUGGUCUUUGAGUGGCUGGAGAACGGUGCAGUGCAGGUGUCAGAUGGGCUAACACUGCCGCAGUUCAUCAUGAGGGAAGAGAAAGAGCUGGGCUACUGCACGAAACACUACAACACUGGUAAAUUCACCUGCAUAGAAGUUAACUUUCACCUGGAGAGACAGAUGGGUUACUACCUGAUCCAGAUGUACAUUCCGUCACUCCUCAUCGUCAUCCUCUCCUGGGUGUCGUUCUGGAUCAAUAUGGAUGCCGCUCCUGCCAGAGUGGCGCUGGGCAUCACCACUGUGCUUACCAUGACCACCCAAAGCUCCGGAUCCAGAGCUUCUCUUCCAAAGGUCUCUUACGUGAAAGCCAUUGAUAUCUGGAUGGCUGUGUGUCUGCUCUUUGUAUUUGCUGCAUUGCUAGAAUAUGCUGGGGUUAAUUUUGUCUCCAGGCAACAGAAAGAGUUCCUUCGCCUGAGGCGAAGACAAAGGAGGAAUCACAAGGAUGAUGACAUGCGUGAAGGCCGCUUUAAUUUUGCUGGCUACAAUAUGAGCCAGUGUCUGCCAACAAAAGACGGCUCAGCUGUCAAGAACGCUGCUCCAGUUCCGAACCCUCAACCAUCAGUCCCCAAAGACAUAGACACCAUGAAGAAGAAGUUUGUGGACAGAGCCAAGAGGAUAGACACUAUCUCCAGGGCCGCCUUUCCUCUGGCAUUCCUCAUCUUCAAUGUCUUCUACUGGGUCACCUACAAGAUCAUCAGGCACGAGGACAUCCACAGCAAGUAAAAGACUUCUGCCGUCUACAAACAUUAUUUAUUCUUCAUUUCUCAGAUUGAGAAAUGCUCGGGAAGCACAGCGAGGCGUAUGGGACUGUGCGUUGAGAGGCACCAUGGUGAUGACGGCGGUGUUCUUUCAGGGAUAAUGUAAAAUGUUCAUGCCUCAUACAGUAAUGUUCUGAUGAUGUGAACAGCUCUUGAGACACAGAUGCUUUUUGUUGUUGUUGUUGUACUGCUGCAUAAUAUUUCCUGACAAAUCUGGGAAAAUGGUUUUAACUCAAGGCUUAGAAACACGCUGGAGAGAACGGACCAAUUCAAUCCUGCCUUGACUUCAAACAAGGUACAAAGAAACAUUCCAUUUGGAUUUGUAACUGUAUGGUAGCUUAGUCAGACCCUCAAAGACUUUUUGUGAUCGUCAAAAGGGUAUUUCUUAUCGAGGAUGUUUGGGGAUGUUUUGUAUUGUACUAUUGUCACGGCACUGGCUCUCUGUUUAUACAAAAUUAAGCAGCAAAAGUAUGAAAUCCACAGGUGACGAGAGCACAUCCUUCAGACAUUAGGCAGUAGCACACAUUUUAGGCGCGAGUGAGAAUAAAGCAGAUGAAAAUCUGGAACCGGGAAUUGGAUACUGAAUUUUUAUGAAAUACCUGAGGCCUUAGAUAUCAAAGAUUUGGUGAGGUGAAUUGCAGUGCUUCUCUAUUUUUUCCAAGCAUCUCCUCUUGUUUAAGACGAACGCAACAUUUGAUCUUUUCUACCUGUGGCCGAACAGACACCCAAAGGUACCUCUCGUUGUUUCUCUAAGUGUAUUAUAAAUCAUAUACAUGGACGACUGAUGUCACUUGAAGUCAGUGGAAGUUUAUUCAGCUGUUUUAAAAAGUCGCACAUUUUUCCUUUUCAUGCCGAAAAUAAUUUAUCGAACAUGAGUUUAUAAAAGUAUACCGGCCACUUAUGAGCAAGUGUAUAGGUAAGCCUACAAACUGUGAACAUGCACUGCGUUACUCAAUGUCGUCACAUGCCCGUAUCCACACGAGUUCAUUUAUAUUCCAGGUAAAUACUCCAGGUAUAUUAGAUAUGGUUUUAGAGCUUGACACUAUGUUUUUUGUAGAUUUAGUCAAAUAAAGUAUUUAUUGUAAUGGAGGAAAGUUUAUGUUUAUGAAAAAAAUAGCUUUCUGUAUACUUCUUCAAAACCUAUGCUGUGGACUGUUUUCCUUCACUUAACGUGUUUGUUUGCUGGAUGUUUGAAGAUGGAUUCAGCAGUGAAGGACGGAUCUGCAUAAUAUCCAUGGUACAGAGCAGCUAAUGGUCCUUGCACUCCUGAUAUACUGUGGUGAAGAACUCCCUUCUUGAAUGCUACUCCUCAUAAAGAUUAUUUACUGGUCUGUACAUCAAUAAAAUUGACUGUGCACCAUA